Tetrahymena thermophila SB210 is the source of this 1326-nucleotide messenger RNA. Its product is annotated as carboxy-terminal TIM barrel domain enolase. The transcript is spliced from 2 exons. NCBI's taxonomy places the organism in Eukaryota, Ciliophora, Oligohymenophorea, Hymenostomatida, Tetrahymenidae. The record is from RefSeq and is a predicted model, not a curated record. Gene Ontology annotation, cellular component: phosphopyruvate hydratase complex. Gene Ontology annotation, molecular function: phosphopyruvate hydratase activity; magnesium ion binding. Gene Ontology annotation, biological process: glycolytic process.
AUGGCUACUAUUAAAGAUAUCAAAGCUAGAGAAAUACUAGAUUCUAGAGGUAAUCCUACUGUUGAAGUUGAUUUGACAGUAGAUAAUGGUCAAGUUUUUAGAGCUGCUGUUCCUUCUGGUGCUUCAACAGGUAUCUAUGAAGCCUGUGAACUUAGAGACGGGGAUAAUCACAGAUAUUUAGGGAAAGGUGUUUUGAAGGCUGUAAACAAUGUGAACACCAUCAUUAAACCUCAUUUAAUUGGUAAAAAUGUUACUGAAUAAGAAUAAUUAGAUAAGUUAAUGGUAGAAUAGCUUGAUGGAACUAAAAAUGAAUGGGGUUGGUGCAAAAGCAAAUUAGGAGCAAAUGCUAUUUUAGCAGUUUCUAUGGCUGUUGCCAGAGCUGCCGCAGCUCAUAAGAACCUUCCUUUAUACAAAUACUUGUCUCAUUUGAAUGGAUAAGACAACCUAACCCAAUUCAAUUUACCUCUUCCAUUCUUCAAUGUCAUUAAUGGUGGAAAGCAUGCAGGAAACAAAUUAGCUUUCUAAGAGUUUAUGUUCACACCAUGCGGUGCAUCUAACUUUGCAGAAGGUCUAAGAAUGGGUGCUGAGGUUUAUCACAACUUAAAGAAAGUAAUUGAAAAAAAGUACGGACAAACAGCUACUAAUGUAGGUGAUGAAGGAGGUUUUGCCCCAGAUACUAGUAAUCCAGAUGAAGCAUUAGAAUUACUAGUUGAAGCUAUCAAGAAGGCAGGUCAUGAAGGAAAGAUUAAAAUAUCUAUGGAUGUUGCAGCUUCUGAAUUCUACGACGCUAAAACUAAGCUUUAUGAUUUAGAUUUUAAGAAUAGUAACUCAGAUGGUAAGCAUAAGUUAACUUCUGAAUAGUUAGUUGAAUACUUUGCCAAUUUAGUUUCAAAAUAUCCAAUUUUUUCAAUUGAAGAUCCUUUCGACUAGGAUGACUGGGCUGCUUAUGCUCAAUUGACUGCUCGUAUUGGUAAUUAAGUCAAGAUUGUUGGUGAUGACUUACUUGUUACUAACCCUUUACGUGCAGAAAAAGCUAUUUAAGAAAAAGCCUGUAAUUAUCUUCUACUUAAAGUCAAUCAAAUUGGAACAGUAACAGAAGCAAUUUAAACAUAUCAAAUUGUCUCUAAAGCCAACUUUGGAACUAUGGUCUCACAUAGAUCAGGUGAAACUGAAGAUACUUUCAUAGCUGAUUUAGUUGUAGGAAUAGGUGCUGCUACAAUUAAAACUGGUGCUCCCUGCAGAUCUGAAAGAUUAGCUAAAUAUAAUUAGCUUAUCAGAAUUGAAGAAGAGCUUGGUCAAAAUUCUACUUAUGGAAAAAAUCACUGA